UUAUGUUUUUAGGAAGCUUUGUAAUAACUCAAUAGCAGCAGUUAAGGCGGGUGAUCUUCCACCGACACUAACAUAUCUCGACUUGAGUCUUAAUCAAAUCAAGGAAAUCAACGAAGGAGUCUUCCCAGAUGGCAUAAGAAGCCUACAUAUUUCAGAAAAUCAUCUGACAGAGAUAAACGCAAACACGAUCCCGUUCCAAUGCUACAGGCGUUGCCUCAAAAUCGAAUCUGCAAUAUCAGAGAUGGAACAUUUGACGUCAGACUCAGAACUAACCUGUCCGAUAACUGGUUCACAGAAGUUAACCAAACCACGUUAGUUUGUCCUCCAAAUCUAGAGAUUUUGAUUUUGUCGAAUAACAACAUAACCCUCUUGUCACCGGAAUCCUUUCUUCAUGCAAAUAACCUUCGACAAUUGGAAAUUGCACAGAUAAAUGUCAAGGAACUGGAUAUGAGCAUUUUCUUACAAGCGCCCCCCGAAAUAGAAAUAGUAUUGUCUCAGAUGGGCUCGUCUAACUUGAUAUUCACGGUAUCUGGGAUGGCUGCCUCUCAACUGGCUACAGAAGGAUACAUAUGCCGUCGCGGUUUAGGAUUAUCGUCAUGCCAAGGAUGCCCAGUAGGCAAAUACAUGCUGGAUAACGUCUGCAAAAGCUGUCCUCGUGGUGGUUUUUAUCAAGAUGAAAUUGCUGAGUUUCGAAUGAACACGUAUGGAAAUGGCUGCAAGCUCUGUCCGGAAGGAAAAUUUUCAAAGAACCCUGGAGCAACAUCUCGGCAAGAUUGUCAAGGGUGCCCGCUCGGGACCAAGUCAGAUUUUGCAGCAUUCCGUGCAUGUUCCUGCCGAGAUAAAUACUACCGUUUUGAUCGGUUCGGAGGGUGUUUCCCCUGUCCUACAUACUACAUAUGCAGCAAUGAAACAUUCACUUUAGCUCCUGGCUACUAUUGGGAAUGGGAGUCACACAAGCACCUUGAACACUUCGAAAGUUUUAGAUGGAACUUGAACGAUAGAAGUGCGUCGUCCGAUGCAAUGACCAGCGCGUUCAACUCAGCAGUACUUCCCGUGGCAUACCAAUGCCCCAUACGCGAGUCCUGUCUGGGUGGUCUGCAUGGGGCGUGUAGCAUGGGUUACAGCGGCCCUUUGUGUGCUGUUUGCUCCAGCGGAUACUACAAGCACGCCAACAAGUGUGUCAAGUGCAAGUCCCUUCUACAGUGGUCGGUGGGACUCAGUCUUUGCCUUUGCAUUUGGGUGAUUCUUGUUAUCAUGGUAUGGCUUAGCAUACCACCACCAAGUAAUAAGCGUUCAGUCUGUGAUAUAAUAAUGGCAAACACUAAGAUCAUACUCGGUUUCUAUCAGCUCUCCGUGGAAUCGAGACCACUGAUGCAGGGCACUGAUCUUGAAGGACCUUUUUACACUUUUCUGAGUUACUCCAACAUUGUACAGCUCGGCUUCUCGGGGACAUUCCCUCUUCAUUGCCUUAACACUGACUUCAAGUUCAACGCAGCGACCAAGUUUGCCAUCGCGGUCAUGUCGAACGUGCUAGUAAUCUUAGCCGGUACUCUGAUGUACAAGGUAUGGGGCUGGGUCUUAACGAAGCGCAAGAACAAAGAAUCGCCACAACGCCCACAAGCUUCGCGAGGAAAGCAACGCAUUGUGGGUAUCACUUGCCUCCUGUUAUUCGUCAUGUAUCCAUCCACAUGUUAUCACAUCUUCAGUGUGCUACCGCUGACCUGCCAAGAGAUCUGCACCUCCCGCUCAAACUGCGAGUCGUUUCUGGUCGCCGACUUUACAGUUUCCUGUAACAAGCCUGGCUUUACCAUUCUCACCGUCUUUGCCUGUGUUUCCUUUCUCCACGUCCUCGGCUUUCCAAUGGCGGUUCUAAUUCUCUUGAGGCACAAAUUCAAAGCUAAAAAGCGCAACAAAGUACCAGAGAUCGGGCUUGGUAUGCGUUUCCUAUACGAAGAUUACAAAUCGCAGUAUUUUUACUGGGAGUUCUUGGAGCUAAUACGGAAGCUGGUGGUGACUGCUGUUCUAGUUUUCCUGGGCAUGCAAAGCAAGUUGACGGCCGGAAUUGUGGGUAUCGUGUCCGGGUCUUACGCAGUGUUGUACUCACACGUUAAGCCUGCUGCAGAACCCUUUCAGCACUGGCUCCAGGUGUUAUCACUGCUGGUGACCAUGGUAACGACCCAAAUAAUUGUGCUGGCUAGGAUCCCUGUGGUCGAGGAGUCGUUACCGGUGGAUGCCAAGGCGGACGAGCAGGGAAUUCAAGGGAUGAUCUUCCUGGCGAAAUACGCAGGUCUCAUCGUCAUACCGGCUUUUUUCGUCACUCUAACCAUCCAACUGGUGCGUCGCUCGAGGCAUAUGAGCUGGGAGGCCCCUGCAAGUUACGAUUAAUAGUAAAGGCUUAGCUAGGAUCGAGGGCUGGAGGACAGAGUUUGUUAGGCUUAAGUCUUAUAAUAAAACCACAGUCUUCUCUAAAUCGGCUGAAAUGUGCCUGAAAUGUGUUACUUUUACUGUUUUUACUAUAACCCGAAAAAGUUACGUUGCGUAAUCUAAGCUGUUACCCGAUGUAAUGCAAACAGAUUUCGACGGCCUAGUCGAAACGAUUUUUAUUAGUCGGACACGUUUCGCUUAGCGCGUCGUAGUCUGUCCGGGUUACGCAACUUGUCCGGAGUGCGCGUCGUUAAAUAAGGCACAUUUUAGCCAAUUAACAGAGGAUCUCGUGGUUUUAUUAUUAGAAUUUAACCUAAAAAUUAUGUUCGUCCAGCCCUUGCAGGAUAUAUCUUAGAACUACGCUAUUAGAUUAUACAAGCCAAGACGUUAUUUCUAUAAUCGGCGUAUCAUAAUUUAAAGAGUGUUCAAUUUAUAAAAAACGAUAUUCAAGACUUCCAGUUCUAGAUAAUAGAUAGUAGAAUAAUAGAAGGAGAAAACAUUAUCCACAUUUCAUAGUAAUUAUUGAUUAAUCAUAGUUAAACAAGUUUAAAAAAAUAUGUAUACUUAAAUAAUUCCAAAUCAAGUCCAGGUCAACAGAUGGUAGACGUAUAAACAAUGUUCAUUGUGCACUGUUGUUAGAGUUUGGGCUCGGUCUACUGACAUUCUAUCGGCAAAAUCAAAAUAAAAAAGACUCAAACACAA
Messenger RNA from Nematostella vectensis (starlet sea anemone), 3126 nucleotides. RefSeq lists its product as uncharacterized. NCBI's taxonomy places the organism in Eukaryota, Metazoa, Cnidaria, Anthozoa, Actiniaria, Edwardsiidae. Gene Ontology annotation, cellular component: extracellular matrix. Gene Ontology annotation, molecular function: protein binding. The record is from RefSeq and is a predicted model, not a curated record.